Molecule: messenger RNA, 2510 nt
Organism: Neogale vison (American mink)
Lineage: Eukaryota; Metazoa; Chordata; Mammalia; Carnivora; Mustelidae
Gene: ADGRG7
Product: adhesion G protein-coupled receptor G7
Exons: 17
Coding region: 1-2391 (796 amino acids)
Biological process (GO): cell surface receptor signaling pathway; G protein-coupled receptor signaling pathway
Cellular component (GO): membrane
Molecular function (GO): G protein-coupled receptor activity
Source: RefSeq, a predicted model, not a curated record
AUGGCUUCCUGCCGAGCGUGUGACCUCAAGGUGCUAGUCGCCAUUGUGUGUGGACUGCUGACGACCAUUGUUUUGGGACUGGGCAUCUGGACGACUGUGAUUAGAAUCCAGAAAGGCCUUUUCUAUCCACUCCCCAGCAUCCCUACGGAGUUCUGCAGGAAUGGUGGAACCUGGGAAAAUGGAAGGUGCAUUUGUCCAGACUUAUGGAAAGGUUGGAGAUGUACAAUUGCUAAUUUCUGUGAAAACAGUACCUAUGGGAUUUUUACUUUUGAUAGAAUUCCAGCGGGAAAAUACGGAUCUUCCCAACAAAGAUGUGAUAAGAACACUUCAAACGAGGGCAAUCCGAGAGCAACCCGGCUGUGCAAUAUUACUAUGUAUGGAGAGAUAAAAUUAGAAAAUGUGACAGUAGGAAAUUGCAAUCAAACUCUGAAAGCCUUGGAAAAUCAGAUAGGCAAUAUCUCAACACAGUCUCUGAAUAUUUCUAAUGAAGCGCGGAUCUUAACAUCUGAUGUCAAUCGAAUAACUCCUGAGGGCGUCAUUUCUGCCACUAAAGUGGUCGGGAAGAUCUUCGACCCAGAGAGCAAUGCUACACUUGAGGCAAAAGAAAUUGCGGUAACCACAGUGAGUCAACUUCUAGAUGCCGGGGAAGGUGUUUUUCAGGAAGCUGCUGCAGCUGGUACUAAUGUCAACACCUUUGCAACGCUUGUUACACAAAUGGAAAUUUAUUCCACGUCUUUGGGUAACAGGGCAGUGGUGGAGCCCAAUGUGGCAGUACAGUCUGUGGAUUUGUCUUCAGAAAGCACUGGGCAUUCCACAAGUGUUCGCUUCUCUGUGAAGAAAGGAUCUAGUGAUUCUCUCAUUCCUGGUUCCACAGUUGUGGAGAGAGAUGUGGAAGCCCUUAAUCCAAAUGGGGAGACUGAACUUCAAAUCCUGCUCAAUACCUCAUCAAGUAACACAACGGCAUGUGGCUUUGUAGUGUAUCAAAACAACAAGCUCUUCCAGUCAAAAACUUUUAAAACUAAAUCAAAUUUUAGUCAAAAAAUUAUCUCAGGCAGUACUAAUGAAAAUAACAGUCAGGGAGCUUCCGUUGACAUUGUCUUUAAUCCAAAGUAUAACCGAAAAGAAUUCCAGCUCCAUUCCUAUGCUUGUGUCUAUUGGAAUCUUGCAACAAAGGAUUGGGACACACGUGGGUGUCACAAAAGUGGGAACGCUGAUGACUUCUUGUACUGUCACUGCAACCAUACUACUAAUUUUGCUGUAUUAAUGAGUUUCAAAAAGAACUAUAAAUAUCCUGAAUCACUAAACAUACUAUCCAGCGUUGGAUGUGCCCUGUCCAUUACUGGUCUGGUUCUCACAAUUAUAUUUCAGAUUGUCACCAGGAAGGUCAGAAAAACUUCAGUAACCUGGGUGUUGGUCAGUCUGUGUGUAUCCAUGUUGAUUUUUAACCUCCUCUUUGUGUUUGGAAUUGAAAACUCCAAUAAGAACUUAAAGAAAAGUGAUAGUGACACCAAUAAGCCUGACUCUAACAGAAAUGAAAUGCUGCCCCAAGACACUGCGUACGACCCGAAUCCCAAGUGCACUGUGGUUGCUGCGUUGCUGCACUAUUUCCUGUUGGUGACGUUUAGCUGGACCGGCCUCAGUGCUGCCCAGCUCUAUUUCCUUCUCAUUAGGACCAUGAGGCCUCUUCCUCAACGUUUCAUUCUGUUCAUCUCUUUAAUUGGAUGGGGUGUCCCGGCUAUAGUAGUGGUUGUAACAGUGGGAAUUAUUUUUUCUCAGAGCGAUUCACAAUGGGAGUUAGAUUACCGACAAGAAGAAAUCUGCUGGCUGGCAGUUUCAGGAAACAACGGUCUUAUAACAAGCUCAUUGUUGUGGUCAUUCAUGAUGCCUGUCACCAUUAUCCUCAUCAACAAUAUUGUUAUAUUUAUUAUCAUUAUAGUCAAAGUGAUAUGGAAGACUAACCAGAAUCUGACAAGCACAAAAAAGGUUUCAUUCCUAAAGAAGAGUCUUAGUACGUUAUCUAUUACAGUUGUUUUUGGAGUUACCUGGAUUCUGGCAUACUUUAUGCUGAUUGGUAAUGAUGACGUCAGGAAUAUCUUCAGCUACAUGUUCUGCCUUUUCAACACUACUCAGGGAUUGCAAAUUUUUAUUCUCUACACUGUCAAAACAAAAAUCUUCCAGAGUGAAGCUUCCAAAAUGUUGAGGUCGCUGUCAGAGUCCACCGGGAGAGUGAAGCUGCUGCCGUCAGUGACCCCGCUGAGGCUGCGUGUGAGGAUGUAUAACAUGCUCAGGUCCUUUCCAGUCCUGAAUGAACGCUUUACUCUGCUGGAGCCAUCUGUUAUUAUGGAGCAAAUGACACCCUCUGAAAGUGACCAAGCCGACUCAAGCAUCUAGACAGUGAAAUUAGUACCUUUUGUAAUCCUCUUUUUGCAUAACUCAUGUUAAGUUUUGCUUAUUCUUUUUCUUUCCUUUAUUACUCAGUCCUCCCAGAAAGUCUCCCUCAAUAUAUUUUG